AUGGCGUGCUUCUGUGGUAGCGCUUGCAAAGACAACACUGGCUGCGCAUUUAAAUAUUUAGGAGUUGCUUUUGCCGGCUUCAUCGGUUUCUCGGCCCUUCUCGUCUUGGUCCUUUACAUCAUGGGUCAAAUUUAUAACAUGAGUCUUGGAGAGACCUUCGGCCGACUGCGUGACGCAUUCCGUGAUUCCAAGCCUAAACUCCAAUAA
Molecule: messenger RNA, 207 nt
Organism: Babesia bigemina
Lineage: Eukaryota; Apicomplexa; Aconoidasida; Piroplasmida; Babesiidae
Exons: 1
Coding region: 1-207 (68 amino acids)
Source: RefSeq, a predicted model, not a curated record